Molecule: messenger RNA, 445 nt
Organism: Acanthopagrus latus (yellowfin seabream)
Lineage: Eukaryota; Metazoa; Chordata; Actinopteri; Spariformes; Sparidae
Gene: cops9
Product: COP9 signalosome subunit 9
Exons: 3
Coding region: 120-293 (57 amino acids)
Biological process (GO): negative regulation of protein neddylation
Source: RefSeq, a predicted model, not a curated record
CCGAGCACAUUUGAGUGUUGCACACCGUUGUUUUGUUUACGUGCCCUGGGAAGCUAGCACAGCAAGCUACAAACAAACAACACAUUUAAACUUCUGAACUGCCGCCGAAGUGAAACAUAAUGAAACCCGCGGUGGAUGAGAUGUUUCCUGAAGGAGCUGGACCGUAUGUGGAUCUGGAAGAAGCAGGAGGCAGCAGCGGCCUGCUAAUGGACCUGGCAGCCAAUGAAAAAGCAGUGCACUCUGAUUUCUUUAACGACUUCGAGGAUCUUUUCGACGACGAUGACCUGCAGUGACGACAGCGUCUGCGUGUUUCUGUGAACUUGUAGAUAAGAAAAUGCAAACAGCUUAUCCUGAAGUUCUCUUGUACAGCCCGCCUCCUCCUCCUCCUCCUGCAUGUCACUCACCAUCAAACUGAAAUAAAGUCUUUUUGUUUUUACACAAAAAA